Messenger RNA from Cadophora gregata, 14774 nucleotides. RefSeq lists its product as uncharacterized. Bases 541 to 11529 code for a protein of 3662 amino acids. The transcript is spliced from 20 exons. The record is from RefSeq and is a predicted model, not a curated record. Gene Ontology annotation, molecular function: 3-oxoacyl-[acyl-carrier-protein] synthase activity; fatty acid synthase activity; phosphopantetheine binding. NCBI's taxonomy places the organism in Eukaryota, Fungi, Ascomycota, Leotiomycetes, Helotiales, Ploettnerulaceae. Gene Ontology annotation, biological process: secondary metabolite biosynthetic process; fatty acid biosynthetic process.
UCCCAUUCUCAGCUGUUGAGAAGCACAACCAUAUCUAUUGCAAGUGACUCUAACUAGGGCAGUCUCCCGAGAGGGCUUUCAGAGACCAAAGUCUAUAAUUACAAUGGCAAAUGAAUACCAUCUCCAGCUUCAAUGCUUCUACAUUAUUCAAAAUGCAGACCCACGUCCUCAGUCACCUUUACCUCUCCGCGCGUGGUUGUGUAGAGACUCCCCUCCAUGACCGGAGCUGGCUCGCUUGGAUGGAUGACACUCUAUGGCAGCCACCCGACGGCGACUUCAAAAUGCUCCAUACUGUGCCUCAAAAUGCCUCCUGGCACCGGAAGUCACAGCUUUCGGCUCUUUCACAAAUGUCUUUGCCCCAGGACAUGGGCCAGUAGCACCAUGAAAUAUACAUUGCCAUUUGACCCGCUUCAAUUACAUUGAUUGACAAAUAUAUCAGGAAAACUUCCAUUCGGGCCGUUGUUCUUCAUCGAGACUUUGCAUAGUAGUGCAAGCGGGAACCCUGAUCGUUGCCAUUAUUUUCACACGAUCACAAUCAAGAUGGCCAAACUUCAACCUGUCCGAGAACCGAUUGCCAUCAUUGGAAGCGGGUGCCGUUUCCCUGGAGACGCAAACUCACUUUCGAAGCUUUGGAAGCUCCUUGAGAAGCCCCGAGACGUCUCCGAGCCAAUUGCAGCUGAACGGUUCAAUGUCGAUCGAUUCUAUCAUCCUACGGGGCAUCAUCAUGGUACCACUAAUGUCAAAGACGCCUAUUUCAUUCCUGGCAAUGCCCGAAAAUUUGAUGCACCUUUCUUCAAUGUUCUGCCGUCUGAAGCAGAUUCUAUGGACCCACAACACCGCAUGCUCAUGGAAGUUUGUUACGAAGCAGCGGAGUCUGCAGGCGUCACGUUGUCCGACCUCUCAGGAUCCGAUACGGCUGUUUUCAUUGGACUGAUGUCCUACGACUACGCUGGAAUUGCCAGUCGUGAUCCCAAUUUCAUUCCCACCUAUCUAUCUUCAGGUACCGCAAAUAGUAAUGCAGCAGCUCGCAUAUCCUAUCAUUUCGAUUGCCAUGGACCGUCAAUGACUAUUGAUACGGCAUGUUCAUCGAGUCUUGUGGCGAUACAUCAAGCUGUCCAGGUCCUCAGGGAUGGGGCUUCCAGGAUUGCCAUAGUGGGGGGCACUAAUUUGAUCUUAGACUCAGGGAAUUUCAUCGCGGGCAGUAAAAUGAACAUGCUCUCCCCAACUGGACACUCCCGAAUGUGGGAUGCUGAUGCUGACGGCUACGCGCGUGGAGAAGGAGUUGGCGCGGUCAUCCUCAAAAGAUUGAGCGCCGCACUAGAAGAUGGUGACGAUAUUGAGUGUAUCGUGCGUGAAACUGGAAUCAAUCAGGACGGCAAGACGACUGGUAUCACAAUGCCAAGCGCUUCUGCUCAAGCAGACUUGAUUCGAUCGACUUAUGCGAAGGCCGGACUUGACCUGACAGAGAAGAGCAGCCGAUGCCAAUACUUCGAGGCACAUGGGACAGGGACGCCAGCCGGUGAUCCACAAGAGGCAGAAGCUUUGCGUGAGGCCUUUUUCGGAUACGGCACUACAGAUCCAGAUGAAGUUCUCUAUGUGGGCUCAGUCAAGACUAUAAUCGGCCACACAGAAGGAACUGCAGGAAUUGCAGGUGUUCUCAAGGCUUCCGUUGCUCUUAAGAAUGCUGUGAUCCCGCCAAAUUUGCUUUUAAAUCGCCUGAAUCCCAAUGUGGCCCCUUUUUACACCAACAUGCAGAUCCUACAAGAACCUCAAGCUUGGCCACAAAUUCCUGUCAAUACACAUCGACGAGCAAGCGUCAACAGUUUUGGCUUUGGAGGUACAAAUGCACAUGCCAUUCUUGAAAGCUACGAUCCGACUCCUCCAUCGGUGGUAGAUGUCCCACCGUGUAUACCUUUUGUUUUUUCUGCGGCAUCCAACAAGUCUCUCGAAAGCAUACUUAAUGCGUAUCUUUCGCACAUUAAAGAGUCGCCAUCCAUCGACCUUCGUCGCUUAGCGUAUACCCUGAGUUGUCGUAGAUCCGCUCUUGCCGUCAAAGCAACUUUCUCGGCCUCGACUGCAUCGGAGCUAUGUAGUUCGCUUGAAGCCCGCCUCGAGCCAAACUCAAGUGGAUCCAAACUGGCCGGGAUACGAUCGACCCAGAACGCUGGAAUUCUUGGGGUAUUCACUGGUCAAGGGGCACAGUGGGCUCUUAUGGGGUUUUCAUUGAUCAAAGCAUACUCCCUAGCUCAGAAAACGAUUGAAGGCUUGGAGCAAUCGCUGGCUUCUCUCCCUGCUGCACAUCGUCCAGGCUGGAGAAUUCUUGAAGAGCUUUCAGUGGACGAAGAGAAAACGCAGUUGGGAGAAGCUGUAUUCUCCCAGACCCUCUGUACUGCUGUGCAGAUUGUUUUGGUAGACCUUCUCCGCAGCGCCGGGGUUACCUUCAAGGCUGUGGUUGGCCAUUCCAGCGGUGAGAUCGCUGCUGCGUACGCGUCCGAGUUCAUAAGUGCUCAUGAUGCUAUACGCAUUGCAUACUAUCGUGGAUAUUAUGCCAAGCUAGCCUCAGGACCCGAAGGUCUCGCAGGUUCUAUGAUAGCAGUUGGCACGACUUUCGAGGACGGAAAAGCAAUGUGUGAACUCGAAGAUUUUGAGGGCCGAAUCACUGUGGCGGCCAACAACUCACCAGACAGCAUUACCAUUUCAGGCGACAGCGAUGCGAUUGCUGAGGUUAUUGUCGUCUUCGAGGAAGAAGGUAAAUCUGUCAGACAGCUCAAAGUGAACACAGCUUAUCACUCUCACCAUAUGAUUCUGUGCUCGGAUGCCUACGUGGAGGCAACCCAAAAGUGCGACAUUCAGAUUCUUGUUCCCAGGGAUGACGCACCAAUUUGGUAUUCCAGCGUGGAUGAAGGAGUAAGAGUUGAAGGAAAUGAGUCUCUGAAGGCAACCUACUGGGCAGAAAAUAUGGUCAAGCCAGUUCUGUUUGCUCAGGCUAUUGAAUGUGCCAUGGAAGAAUGCGGGAGAUUCGAUACGGCCGUCGAAGUUGGGCCACAUCCUGCCUUGAAGCGACCAGUCGCGCAAAUAAAUCAACAGCUGAGGGUGGACAUGGUACCUUACUCCGGAAUAUUACAUCGUGGGAAAGACGACUUAAAGUCUUUCCUGGACUGUAUUGGCUUCAUAUGGUCCCAUUGCGGUGGGGCUGCAGUUGAUCUCGGCUCAUUCCAGAGAACUCACUACAGCGACCAGAGUUAUUCAGUUGUCUUGAAAGACCUUCCAACAUACGCGUGGAGUCACGACAGAGAUUAUUGGACGGAGUGUCGUGGCGGCCAAGUAUACCGCACGCACGAGACUGCCAUUCAUGAGUUUCUUGGAAGACGAACCCCAGAUGGUAUGCAAAAUCAGUGGCGUUGGGAAAAUGUUCUUAGUGUAAGAGAACUGCCUUGGCUUACCGGGCAUGCGCUACAAGGGCAAACGGUGCUGCCAGCUACUGGCUACAUAGCCUUGGCAAUGGAAGCUGCAAAUCAGCUGGCGAGCGGACGACCAGUUCGACUCAUCGAAUUGACCAAUCUGAUUAUCAGCAAGGCCAUUGCGAUCGACGAUGACAUAGGAACUGAGGUCGCGGUGACGAUGUCAGACAUCACAGAUUUGAAAGAUUCCUCCAUCACGGCGAAUUACACUUGCUACUCUUCAGUGAGUAGAAGUUCGGGUACCAUGGCAGUGAGCGCCACUGCAGCAGUUGAGGUAUUCUUAGGCGACAUCACCACGGAUGGCCUUCCGGAACCAAACAAGCCGGACCUGACCAUGGCUGAGAUUGAUGUUGACACUUUCCAUGAGGCCUUGAACGAGUUAGGGUAUGGAUACUCGGGCGACUUCAGAGCCAUGUCGGACUUGAAGCGGCGACUUGGGAUGGCCACUGGCGUGAUUUUACCUCCUGCUGAAGACCAUGCAGUGUCCAAGUUGCCAUUUUACCCAUCCAUGCUUGAUACUGCUCUGCAAGGCAUGUUCGCGGCAUUCAGCGCUCCAAAUGAUGGCAGACUUUGGACUUUGCACGCACCAACAGGGAUGCAGAGGGUUUCGUUGAUUCCAGCACUUUGUUCUGAGAAUAUGCCCAAACCUGUCUCGUUCAUCUGCACUGUAUCGGCCUCAACUCCGAACAACAUUACAGGGGAUAUCAGUGUUUAUGCGACAGAUGGAAACCAAACCUUCAUUGAAAUCGAAGGUCUUGUCUGUCGCCCUUUUUCACAAGCAACAGAAGCUGAUGAUCGCCAUCUGUUUUCCGAUACUGUCUGGAAUGUUGCUUCCCCUAACGGCGAUAUUCUGCUUGGGAAUAAUCGUGCGUCUGCGGGCCAGCUGAAAAAGGCAUAUGAUUGCGAACGUGUAGCACUCUACUACAUGCGAUUCUUGAACGAAUCAAUCUCGGAGGCCGAGCGUGCUUCAAUUGGCCUUCCACAACACCACGAGGCGCUUUUCGAAAGUAUCACUCGAGUCAUAGAGCUCGUCUCCACUGGAAAGCACGCUUAUGCCUCGAAGGAAUGGUUGUCUGAUAGCCAUGAGCAAAUACUCUCCAUCAUGGAGCCCUAUGGCUCAGACGCUGAUUUCAAUAUCAUGCGCGCCGUUGGUGAAAACCUCCCAGCUGUGGUUCGUGGCGAAACGACCAUUCUGGAGCACAUGACCAAAGACAAUAGACUUGAUGAAUAUUAUAUCGAUGCUCUUGGAUUCGAUCACGCUUACGAUGUUGCUACAGGAAUGGUUGCACAGUUCGUCCACCGAUACCCCCAUAUGGACAUCAUUGAAAUUGGAGGAGGGACUGGUGGAGCAACCGCACCUAUUCUGUCUGAAAUUGGCACUGCUUUCUCAUCAUAUACCUUCACUGACAUUGGAGUUGGAUUUCUCAUGAAGGCCCAGGACAUGUUCAAGGACAAGGAUUAUGCAAGCAAGAUGAUCUUCAAGCCCUUGGACAUCGAGAAAGAUGUAACCUCGCAAGGGUUCGUUGCUCAUUCAUACGAUAUUGUUCUGGCAGCAAAUGUACUGCAUGCGACACAUAAGCUGGAUGAGACAUUAAAGAACGCCAGAAAGCUUCUGAAGCCAGGUGGAUAUCUUGUUAUGCUCGAGAUUGUGGACAACCGGCCAUUGCGCGUUGGCCUGGUCUUUGGAGGUCUUCCUGGCUGGUGGGUCGGGAGAGACGACGGGAGGCGAUAUGCACCCACAAUUGAGCUGACACAAUGGAACAAAAUCCUCAAAAGAAACGGCUUUUCAGGUAUCGACACAUUCACACCGCUCGAUGAUCCGCUUGUGUACUUGGCAUCUGUUUUUGUUUCGCAAGCUGUGGAUGAGACUGUGCUGGCUAUCCGGCGUCCGCUUUCGUCUCGCCUAGAUCGGAUUCCUGUUGCAAACCUUCUAAUCAUAGGAGGCGAUUCUAUGGAGAGCUCAAGAUUGAUCGAAGAUGCAGAUCCGCUUCUACGUGCAAGAUCUGGCAAUGUGAUUACAGCAACCACUCUCGAAGACCUUCAAGGAAUUGAAAUACCUUCCAUGUGCACAGUGUUGAGCUUGAUCGAGAUCGAUGGUCCGAUGUUCAAGACUAUGACGGAGCAACACUGGCAGAUUCUCAAAAAUAUCUUCACGGCCGCAAGAAACGUCUUGUGGUUGACUCGUGGCUAUCGAUGCCAGGAUCCAUACGCUGCCAUGACGGUAGGCUUCAUGAGAUGCAUCACCUACGAGCUUCCUCAGUUGCGAACGCAACUCUUUGAUAUUGACCAAUCGAAACUCGUAAAUGGGCCGCUUUUAGCUGAGAUGCUUCUGCGUUUACACAUCGCGGAAGAGCUGGAGUCAGCCGACCAGAAGGAAAGCCUCGUCUGGACGGCGGAGACUGAAGUUGUGGUCGAGAACGAAUUGCUGAUCAUUCCCCGCAUGAAGCCCCAAGCUGAACAGAACAAACGGUACAAUUCAGCGAGGCGACCCAUCACAAAGUCGUCAGACCUGGGCUCUUGUCCCAUUAGCCUGGACUGGUUUCAGGAUAGCUACGCUCUUCGAGAAAGUCCAAACACCUUGCGACGCCACGAUAAUGCACACACUCUGGUCGAAGUCCAGUCGUCACUCCUUUGCGCAAUCCGAACUCCAGCAGGACGGCUGUUCUUCAGCAUUGGGUUGGAGAAGGAGAGCGGUGCCAAUGUUCUGUCGGCUUCUUCAACAAACGCAUCGGUCAUUUCUGUUCCGAAGGAUUGGUCAAUCGCAGUCAACAUAUUGCCUGGUUCGGAAGCACAAUUCUUGACUUUGGCUCUGGAUCACAUUUUCGACGAUCUCAUCUGUGCAGCGAUGCCGCCAGGUGGCAUUCUCCUCGUACAUGAGCCAACAGAGGCACUUGCCCGCAUCCUAUCAACGGGAAAGACAUAUCGUGCUGUUUUCACUACCUGCACAAAACGUGAGCAGCCGGAUUGGUACUACAUUCAUCCGCAGAGCUCAUCACGCGCGAUCAAAUCCCUUCUUCCGGAUAGCAUCUCGCUCUUCGUUGACCUGUCUUCGAAUGCUUCGGACAAAGGUAUUGCAGCAAAGAUCUCGGCAACUUUGCCACAGCUCUGCCAGCGAGCUGAUAGCUCAAUCGUCUUGUCGAGGGAAUCUUUCACCCCCCUUUCAAGCUCAGUUGAUGUUUCAGACAUAAUACGCAAGGCGUCUUCGAAUGCCCUGUCAUUUCUGGCCAAAGUCGACGCAUCAAGCGCUGUAUCUCUCCCUGAAAUUUCUGCUACCGAAGCUUCUCAGCCAGGUAAUAUUGACUCAUUUUCAGUCAUCAAUUGGCGUUUGGAUAAAACGGUCACUACUUUGAUGGAGCCUGUUGAUGCCAGGAAGCAACUCUUCAAGAGCGACAAGACAUACUGGCUGGUUGGUCUGGCUGGCGAUCUCGGUCAGUCUCUGUGCGACUGGAUGGCGGACCACGGAGCUCGCUAUAUCGUUCUGAUGAGUCGAACUCGGCGAGUGGAGGAGCCCUGGAUCAAAAAGCACGAGGCCAAUGGUGUAACUGUCACUUUCAUGGCUGGGGAUGUCACAAGCCGGGAUGAUGUACGAGGCGUGUACAGCCAGAUAUCGUCAAGAUUUCCACCUGUUGCCGGCGUGGCGAACGGUGCCCUAGUGCUUCAGGACCAAGCGUUCGAGGGAAUGGAUCUAAAAACAUUCCAAAUGGUGGUCAAGCCAAAGAUUGAUGGAACAGUCUUCUUAAGCGAGCUUUUCGAGGAGAACACACUUGACUUUUUCGUCGCAUUCUCGUCUGUUGUUGCUACACUGGGAAAUAGUGGCCAAAGCGCAUACUCGGCAGCGAACAGCUUCUGUAAAGCCUUGAUCAAUCAAAGGAGAGAACGUGGCCUUGCUGGGUCGGUCAUAGAUCUCUCUCGAAUCGCUGGCGUUGGCUACGUGGAUCGCGAAGUGAAGUCUUUGAAGAUGUCCGAGAAGCAGCUGAAGAGAUUGAUGAAUGUGAGCAUGCCAAUGUCGGAACCAGAUCUCCACCAAGUUUUCGCCGAAGCUAUCGUUUCUGGGAGGCCUGACUCUGGGCUCAAAUCGGAGCUCAUUUCGGGCAUCCGAACCCUCACAAUUGAAGAGGACAGCAGAGUUUACUGGGCUGCUCAGGUCAAAUUCUCUCACUUUGUUCGUAUCCAGGAACAGGCGGGCGACGAGAAGGGCAGCAAAAUCGCUAGAAUUCCUGUCAGAAAGCUCCUGCAGGCCGCAAAGUCUCCUGAGCACGUUGUGACAAUACUUCGAAACGCUUUCAUUGCGAAGUUGAAUGCAAGUCUGAACCUCUCGAGUGACGAGUCAAUUGAUGGUAAUACGCCACUCAUUGACCUUGGCUUGGACUCCCUAGUCGCUGUCGAUGUCCGUACAUGGUUUCUGCAGGAACUGAAGGUCGACCUGCCUGUCCUGAAGAUUCUGGGAGGAGCCUCAGCUGUGGAUUUGAUUGGGUUCGCAGCCGAAAAGCUGCCCAAAGAAUUCCUGCCUCAACUUGGCGAGGGGGUGAAAUUCGAUACCAAGUCUAGUCUAGAGGAGGCCCCAGUGCCAAUCAAGGCUAUCACCCAAGCUGUUCACGACGAGCCACUAACUACCCAGUGGACUGUGCAAGCUCCAAGCGAGGUGGAAGCAGCGUCAGCGAAGCCUUCUCCUUCAUCGACGACCUCGACAUCCGAUUACAAAUCCUCACCCCGUCUUUCUUCAGCUUCAACGGCGGACAACGAUGCGCCAACUGAACCGUCUGAAUCUGAUGUCGGACUUCAUGAUAUCAAGCAAGUAGAAAUUCAGGUGGAGGUUGAUGAAGUUGAGGCUGAGGUACACGUCGAAGAUUCUGACAUUUUACGUGACGAGCCCAUGUCAUAUGAGCAAUCUAGCUUCUGGUUUCUGGGUAAGUACCUUGAGGAUCGCACAGCAUUCAACAUCACUUUCUGGGUCGAAGUGAAAGGCAGCAUCGAUGCUUCGCGCCUUGAAAGAGCGGUGGACCUUGUCGCUCAAGGCCACGAAGCGCUCCGAACAGUAUUCACUACCAAUGGAACUGGUCCAUGUCAAAGGAUCAUGAAGACGUCGAAUUUUCGAUUGACUCAACAGCCUGUUCAGAGCAAAGAGGAGUUCUUAGAGGUGUUCACUUCGCUAAAGAGCCAUGUCUAUGACAUCGAGAGCGGAGACACUAUCAAGCUUGUUCUAUGUGAACAAUCUGACAAAAUGUUCUAUUUCGCUCUCGGAUUCCACCAUAUCCUCAUGGACGGCACUAGUACCAACGUCCUCUUUGCGAACCUUCAGCAAGCAUAUAAUGAUGGUGCAUUUCCUACUCCUCCACUCCAGUAUCCAGCCUGGGCAGCAAAACAGCGAGCUUAUGUCGAGAGCUCGGAUUCCGCAGCAGAUCGAGCUUACUGGAAUCGAGAACUUGCAACGAUUCCUCCAGAUCUUCCUCUGUUUCCCAUGUCCUCGCAGAGCUCACGAAAAACACUUAGGCAAUACCACAUGCUUAGAGCUAGUGCAAACCUUGGUGCUGGUAUGACUGCUCGUGUCAAGGAGAGGUGUCGAAAUUUGAAGAUCUCGCCUGCAUACUUCCACUUGGCUGUUUGGAAGACGUUACUUUUCAGAUUUUUGAACACGGAUCAUAUCUGCCUCGGCAUCAACGACAUGAACCGAACAGAUACUAAAGAUGCCGGAGUCAUUGGCAACCUCAUGAACAUUCUACCAGUUCAAUUCAAAUAUGACCCCGCCCAAAACUUUCUUCACGCUGUCAAAGAAGCCCGUACAAAAGUUACAACAGCUCUCGCGCAUGCAAAGGUUCCAUUCGAUGUCAUCCUCGGCGAACUAAACAUCCCUCGAGAUCCAACCCGCAGCCCAGUUUUCCAAUCCAGUUUCGACUACCGCGAAACCUUCAAGAAGUCAUUUCUUGAUCACGAAACGUACUCUCCUCCAGAAGGCCUCAACAGAAACAGUAAUGGAUACGAUAUCAGUCUCGGGGCUCUUGAGUCCUUGGAGGGAGAGUCAACGAUUUACAUUGGUGCUCAGAGUUCUUUGUAUUCCAUGGAAGAUGCAGAGAUUAUGCUCAAGACAUAUGUCCAUCUCUUGGAGACAUUCACUGAACGACCCGCGACUCGUGUUGAUCGACCUUCACUGUUUGCCAAGGCUGAUAUUGAGCGAGGGCUGGCACUUGGAAUAAGUCCUCCCAUAAUUUCGACCUGGCCAGAGACUCUCGUUCAUAGGGUCGAAGAAAUGAUAUCAACUCGUGGUACAGCCAUUGCUCUCAAGGAUGGCUACGGUAAGACUCUCACAUAUGCUCAGAUGGGACAUCGGAUCCAGACUAUUACUGCUUCUCUGCUUUCCAUUGAAACUCUGGAAGACUCCCCACGCAUCGGUAUAUUCCAACAGCCUUCUGUCGACUGGAUAUGUUCCAUGCUUGCUAUCCUACGUGUCGGCGCCGUUUGUCUUCCCCUCGAAAGCCGGAACGGCCUUCCUCGACUAGCAACAAUUGUUAAGGUCAGUGAUCCUGUUGCGGUACUGAUUGACUCCACGACAAAUGAGGAUACGAAACAUCUCGGGCUCGAAAAUUCUGUCAUCAUCAACGUCUCUCACCUUGAGGAACCAACAACAACCGAUAUACCCAUCUCUGCGAAACCUGAGAAGCCAGCCUUAAUCCUCUUCACGAGCGGGACUACAGGCAUCCCAAAAGGCAUCGUGCUCAAGCACUCCGGCGCUGUAAAUGUGAUUGAGUCCCUAGUCCAGAAGUACGAACUUGACCAAGAAGUCGUGAUUCAGCACACAGCAUAUAGUUUCGACAUGUCCAUCGACGAGAUAUUCAUCGGUCUCGGUAGCGGCGGCUCUCUAUACAUCGUUGACACUGACCGUCGUGGAGAUUCGCAAGCACUUAUGGAAAUCAUCGCUACUGAAGGAAUCACGUAUACACGCACCACGCCUUCUGGUUACCUUUCUUGGAUCCGCCACGGUGCUGAUUUGCUAGUGGGAAAUCGAAGUUGGAAACAUGCAUUUGCUGGUGGUGACAAGAUGUCGGACUCCCUUCGACAGGCAUUCCGAUCUCUAGAGUUGCCGAACUUGAAGCUCUACCAAUCCUACGGCCCCUCCGAAGUAAGCGUAACAGCAAUCAAAGGCCUCGUCCCCUACCACCUCCCCACCUCCACAGACGAGAACAUCCCCCUCGGGCAACCCCUCCACGGCUACUCUAUCAUGAUUCUCUCUCCAGACCUCACACCCGUUCCCCCCGGCGUCCCCGGCGAGAUCUUCAUCGGCGGCGCCGGCGUCUCCCUAGGCUACCUAAACGACUCCCCUCUCACCACCCAGAAAUUCCUCCCCAACCCUUACGCACCACCCGAAUACGCCGCCCGCGGAUGGACACGCAUGUAUCGCAGCGGCGACAGAGCGACCAUGACCCCCAGCGGGGAUCUCCUCUUCCACGGCCGCAUGGAGGGAGAUCUACAGGUGAAGCUGAGCGGAGUACGUGUCGAGCUGCAGGAGAUAGAGAGCUGUAUACUACAGACAUCGCAAGGUGUGUUGGUCGAUGUAGUAUGCACUGUUCGAGGUGAAGAUCCAGAUUUCAAAUUCGUCGUUGCGCAUGCGGUAUUUUCGCCUACUUUUUCAAAAGAUACGGAGGGUCGGAAAUCAUUCAUCGAUUCCCUACUGAGGAAACUUCCUCUGCCGUCAUACAUGGUUCCUGCGACUAUAAUCCCAAUCGACAAUAUGCCUUUGAACGUGCACAUGAAACGCGAUAGGGUUGCUAUUGCUGCUAUGCCCAUCUCACAGCCCUCAAGCAUCGACAGGGAGGAAGCAAAGGGCCACGGCCUCUCACCUUUCGAAUCUCAAGUCCGAGACCUCUGGACAGCCGUCCUGCCCGAAGAGAUGGCCGCCAGUGUUUCGACCCGUGACGCGGACUUUUUCCGCUGUGGAGGUAGCUCGCUGGCAAUGAUUGAGUUGCAGAGUGCGAUUCGCAGGAACUUUGGUGUGGGGCUGAGCUUGCAGGAUUUGUUUGAGGCGAGUACGUUGGGAGAUAUGGCGGGGAGGGUCCUACCACUCGUGGAUAAUUGAGUUCUCGUCAGAUGUUAGACCGAAAUACACGUAUGAUUAUUAGCCUUGGCUUAUUUCAAAUAUUAAUCGGCUGCAUUCGUUGGUUGAUCUCGGGUGAGGAAAUUCGAUCAGAAUUAGACGAUACUAUUCCACCACGUGAAGUCUGCAACUGUUGCUUCUGAGUGGCACUUGCGUCAAUCCUUUGAUAAUGUGGGUUUCUAUGGUUCUGGUACCGUCUAAUGGUCGAAAACACGCAUGACCCAAUGUCAGUCUAUACGUCCAAAUCAAGCCAAUACAACCGAUUUUGAAUCGCCAAUGCUUGGGCAAAGGUGUUAUUAGCUUUGCUGUCAGGCAGGUGAUGGUUACUAUCUUUAAACAGUUUGAGGCUUGAUACAGGAAACGUUCUUCCGCCGAUUUGGCCUUGUCGCAUGUUUACCAUUCGCUAAGCGAAGCAAGAAUCAACAGGCUGCAUACAUAUCCUCAACCUCAUUACAAUACUUUGAUCCUCUUCUCAGAGUGGAUACAUGAGCUGUAUGUGUCUGCGGAUCAUCAUCGCCUCAGUAUACUUCCUUAAACAAAUGUGAUCGCUUCCCUACGACAACCGGUGAUUGGUACAAUGGAAAUCAAAUCCCGUUGAAGUCGAGGGCGUAACAAAUAAAGUACAUCCUUUCCUCGUUAGUCUUUCUCUGCUACUGUCCGGCCAUCUAAUCAAGGGAACUUCUUCAUCCCAAUCUAAAAGAGCGCCUUUCCAUGUCGACCAAAUGUCUCGACAAAUUUAUUCUAGGACCCGUGUUCAACGACGAAUGAGCUAGAUCCAAAUAUCCAACACGCUCAAAAUGACUACCUAUAUCUUCGACAAUCAUGAAAAACGGACCAAAAGGCGGAGAUUGCUCAUAAUACAGGGAGCCCCCUGCGAUGGGAUCCUGUGUAUUGCCGAUGAUGAGGAUAGUCCAUAUGUCAAGCUUGCGCCUUCCCCAUUCCCGAUUCGAGUAUUGCUUGUGCAUAACAACAUUAUGAAGCUUUUCACUACUGCCCCAGAUUCUUAGCGACCAGUGAGACCGUAAUGACGCUUUCGUGUCAAGAGCUUUAUCGAAACCAGCAAAGUGUCGCGGUGCAAAAAGUGAGCAUCUGAGUGACCAGCAUUCAAUGUGAAGGAAUUGUGACGGGACUGAACUAUUUUUGGAAAGAGAUAUUUGACGUUUUCCCUGGAAGGUCGCCCAGUCUAACACUUGCCCAUCUUCGGUUUCAACGGCAAUCUUGAUUUCGUACGGCAUCUUGAAGCCAUAGCGAUAGAAAUUACUUUUUGGCGAUAUGGGCAUUCUCCAACCGGCCCACGACCAGCUCGGGAAUCCCGGGCGCCGCUCCAGAAAUUGGGUUGUCGGGAAAAACCCUACCCAGCAUAGCCCCGUUGCGAAGCCUUCCAUAGAAGACCAUUCUGGAGAGGACCAGAGAACUGGCACGCCCCAGAUGUGUGACACCGUGCAUCCAGGGGCAGCGACUUGCCUGAGAACACCGAGAAAGGCGCUCAGAGUGUCGGACUCGUAUGUCAAAGAUCGGGUGGUGUACUCCGCAAUGCGGUGCUGAAUCAACCAAGGAGACUCCUCUAUCUGGCCUAGAAAAUCAGAUGGGAAGAGCCGAUGUCGUACAUGCACACGGACGCCGAUGUGAUCGUACAAUGCUUUGGGCUCGAGAGAUUCAUCUGGAAACGUAGACAUGCUAUCUUCGGGCUCAGUGAGCGUCUCCAUAAACGUGCUUUUCUCACAUUCAAAGUACACUUGCUUCUCGGUGAAUAUCAGUCUUCUCUUGGAAAGCAGUGCCUCCUGGUACGUCCAGCCUCGGCCCAUCCACGUUGAGUUCCUCACAUCCACAACCGGACUUGAAAGGCCAGAUAUUAGAUGAUAGUCACCAACGGUAACAUUGGGCUGAGUAACUCUGCAUCGGCUAAUACCUGGAAGACCAGAGCUGGAGUCCUGUCCGCAUGCUGCAAUUAUGGUCAAUGUGGCGCGGUUGUAUAUCAGAUCCAUACUGGCUAUCUGCAGGUGCUUGGCUUGCUCGUCCAGCUGUGGUAUGCAAUAUCGAUCGACCCAAAGGUACUGAAACCCGAUCUCCGCUGUGACGGUUAAAGCGUCUUGUAUUGUCUGUGGAAAGACGCACUUAUUUUGGACGACAUCUUGGUUUCUCUGAUCGUCAACGUUUGCUCCCCAAACAUAGCUCAGCGCUACGAAUCUCGCUCCAGGAGUGUAUGGCUCAAGUUUUCCGGUCUUGCAAUUGAGUAGUUGCAAGCCGUGAAGGUUUGAAGCAGUAGGAGUGCAACAGGAGCUUCCGUGAUGAGUAGCACAAAUCCGGAGCCAAGCUUUGAUAAUUGAAAAGUCUACCCGGUGAGCAUCAAUGACCCGCGCAGAUAUAUUACUGCCUGUGGUCUGACAACCCUUGAUGAAGAUUGGCCCGACGACAUCAAGGUUAUCUAGAGUAGUGCUGUCUACAUCGAAGCUGCGUUCAGGUUGGGGAUGCGAAAGAAGAAGAAUAGGCCGGUGAUAUUGUCCACCACGGAUUUGAUCAGAUCCUGCAUAUUUGGACAAAUGUAGGCUAGAGAGUAAGACAAGGCAUGAAGAUGCACCUCGCAAAUACGAUUUGUGCAACUCCCAGAUGUCAGCAAAGAAUCGACACAAGCGGCACGUCCGCUGAAACCAUGUUCUGUUGAUGGUACCGAGAGUCUGCAGGGAGAAAGCUCUUGCGUCCUUGCCCGCUCUGCCAUCACCUCGGGCAAUCGCUUCGAGAUUCAGCUGAGAGCAAGACUCGCACAAAUCUGCGCUCGGUGACACACUUUCAUUUUGCAUGAGAUACACCUGCUCGGGCGGAAUCCAGAUCUCUCCUUGUUGGUGCGCGAGAGUUCUCGGGACGUAACUAGUGUCGCCGCUAUUCCAAGAUUUUGAGCCAACAUAUGUCAAGGUUGAAUCGUCUGAAUCUUCGGAAGAUUCUUGUCCAUCGCAAUCAGUGACGAGCUCUCGUUUACCGGAAUCAUGUGGAGACUUCUGUAGCGUCGUUUCAGUGCGAAGGGGCGGAGGAUGGUAUUCGUUCCCACUUAUAUACUCGACAUGAUCAGAGGUCACUGAACGAGACGGUAGCUCUUUAUGAAACCGAAGUUUUUGUAAUGAUUUUUUGAUGGAUGCUUUAGUUGGCCGGCGGGACAGCGGCAUCGUUUUGAAGGUUGGCCGCAACUUGACAUUCCUUCCACUUGUAGCACUUGACGUAGCAGAAGGAAAAGA